CUCAUCUUGAUCUGCAAACAACGAGUUUGGCCGCUGCGUUGAGCGGAGUCGGCCACGAGCCGAUGGAUUCGUGUUUUCUAAUCUCGAGGUGGAUGGUAUAAGACCUGCGUGUUUACCUGGACUUGUCAAUUGUUCGUCAGGCAUAUAUCCGCAACACAUUUCAGACCAUCCUACCAUCCUACCAUCUUCCUUCCCCUGGAUCAAUUCGUAUCACUGCAACAUGGGUGAAGCAGACAGAAUUGGGCCAGACAUGCGCCCCAAACAGACAUUGGCCGACCACGUCAAUCGUGUGCGAAAGACAUUCUUCACUAAACAAGGCCUUGUCGGCAGCUACGACUAUGCAUUCCUCUUCCGACCGAACAUCCCAUUCCUCAAGAAACCUCGCCGGGCUUCUCCUUUCUUCGGCCUCAAUGACACCAUGCCCGUCGUUCUGGCAAUGCUGCUAGGCUUCCAGCAUGCCUUGGCCAUGCUGGCCGGUAUCAUCACCCCUCCACUCAUUAUGGCCGGUCAAGGCGGCGUCAACCUGGACAGCAGCUGGCAACAAUAUCUGGUCUCGACAUCCUUGAUCGUCUGCGGCAUCCUCUCCGCCAUCCAAAUCACUCGUUUCCACAUCUGGAAGACCCCGUACUAUAUUGGAACAGGCCUGAUCUCAGUUGUGGGCACUUCCUUCGCCAUCAUCCCAGUCGCCACCGGCGCUUUCUCACAGAUGUACUCGAACGGCUUCUGUCCUGUCGGGGCGGAUGGAACAAAAUUACCGUGUCCAGACGCUUAUGGCGCUCUGAUCGGCACGUGCGCUGUCUGUGCCUUGACUGAAAUCGCGCUCUCAUUCCUGCCACCUAAAAUCCUCAAGAAGAUUUUCCCUCCCAUUGUCACUGGUCCGACGGUCAUGCUGAUUGGUGUCUCUCUGAUUGAAACUGGCUUCAGCGAUUGGGCUGGCGGUAGUGGCUCGUGCUCGGCCCGACCGCAAGAUGGCUUCUUCAGGCUUUGCCCGGACAUUGCUGCUCCUCACGCCCUGCCCUGGGGAAGCGCCGAGUUCAUCGGUCUCGGAUUUCUUGUCUUUGUCACCAUCAUCCUCUGCGAACGGUUCGGAUCGCCCAUCAUGAAGUCCACCAGCGUCAUUCUGGGUCUCUUGACCGGCUGCAUCGUCGCCGCUGCGUGCGGAUACUUUGACCGCUCGGGCAUCGACUCCGCGCCCGCUGCGAGUUUCAUUUGGGUCAAGACGUUCAAGCUCACUGUGUACGGACCACUGGUGCUGCCCAUCAUGACGGUCUUCAUCAUCUGCGCAUGCGAGGCGAUUGGUGACGUGACUGCCACCUGCGAUGUUUCAAGACUGGAUGUCGAGGGUCGAGAAUUCGAGUCGAGGAUUCAAGGUGGUGUGCUGGCCGAUGGGCUCAACGGUUGUCUGGCGGCCCUGAUGACCAUCACGCCCAUGUCGACGUUCGCACAGAAUAACGGCGUGAUUGCGUUGACGAGGUGUGCGAAUAGAAGGGCCGGGUAUUGCGCUUGCUUUUUCCUGAUCAUCAUGGGUCUCUUUGCGAAAUUCUCCGCCGCCCUGGUGGCCAUCCCAUCGCCCGUUCUUGGAGGCAUGACGACGUUCCUGUUCUGCGCCGUCGCGGUCAGCGGUAUGGCGAUUGUCAGUCGCGUGCCGUUCAAUCGACGGACGAGGUUCGUCUUGACGGCGAGUCUGGCUGUCGGGUACGGUGCGACGUUGGUGCCGACCUGGUUCAGCUAUGUGUUCACGUAUGAAGGGAACAACCACGCCUUGAGGGGCUUCUAUGACGCGAUCGUUUUGGUCAUGGAGACCGGCUUCGCGGUCACAGCCUUUGUGAGCAUGAUUUUGAACUUGGUCCUGCCGGAGGAGAUCGAGGACACGCCGCAGGAGGUCGCGGAGGAUGAGGCCGCGACGCAGGGCAAGCCUUCUGUCGCGUCGAGCUCAAUGGACCAUGAUGAGAUCACCAAGGCUGAGAUGCCUUCCAAAGAGGCUGUAUAGAUCAAACUGAGGAGGACGUGACGAGACGAACGUAGACGAUCGAUACCCACGGUGCAUUAAUGGGAAAAGUGAAUAUUACUAGCAUAUCUGUACAGAGCGACCCUUUCAAUCGAGCUCUUCCUGUAACUUCCUUCAGACUUAC
Molecule: messenger RNA, 2132 nt
Organism: Exophiala xenobiotica
Lineage: Eukaryota; Fungi; Ascomycota; Eurotiomycetes; Chaetothyriales; Herpotrichiellaceae
Exons: 2
Coding region: 221-1990 (589 amino acids)
Biological process (GO): transmembrane transport; xanthine transport
Cellular component (GO): membrane; fungal-type vacuole
Molecular function (GO): xanthine transmembrane transporter activity
Source: RefSeq, a predicted model, not a curated record